Messenger RNA from Penicillium olsonii, 1776 nucleotides. NCBI's taxonomy places the organism in Eukaryota, Fungi, Ascomycota, Eurotiomycetes, Eurotiales, Aspergillaceae. The record is from the annotation of a GenBank genome assembly.
AUGGCUGAAGACACUGUCCCCGUCGAGGAGCGCGCCGAGAAGCCUACUGACUCCGAGACCGUGACUACCGAGCAGCCGGAACCCGCAGCUGCGACAGAGAAGCCCGAAGCUCAGGCAGAGAAGCCCGCUUCUGAGAAGCCAGAGGCGGAGGCCAAGCCCGAGGGCGAUGCUACUGAAGCUCCUCCCGCCCAAGCGGAGGAUGCGCCUGCGCCUGAGGUCAACGGAACUCCCGCUUCCGCUCAGAAAUCCUCCAAGAACCGCCGCGUCUCCACCGGCACCCCCAAGCUAAACCGGAAGAAGUCCCAGAGUCGCAUCACCCACCUGGACGCGAAGCCGGGCCAAUAUUUCCUGGCGCGUUUGCGCAGCUUUGCGCCCUGGCCCGCGAUCAUCUGUGACGAUGAGAUCCUCCCAGAGGCCUUCCAAGAGGCUCGUCCGGUGACCGCCAUGCAAAAGGACGGAUCCUACAAGGGCGAGUACGCCGAUGGAGGCCGCCGCACCCACGAGCGCACUUUCCCCGUGAUGUUCUUCGAGUCCAAUGAGUUCGCGUGGAUUGUCAACACAAAUCUGACCCCCCUGGACCCCGCGGAAUGUAAAGACAUCUCCGAAAAGAACAAAACCAAGCGCUUGAUCAAUGCCUACAAGGUUGCAUCUGAGGCCCAUGACCUCAAGUACUUCAAGAAGCUUCUGAGUGACCACCAGGCUGCCAUUGAGCAGGAAGAGGCUGAGGCCGAGGCCAUGGAAGCCGAGAAGGAGGCCGAGAAGGAGGCCGCCAAGACUGCUAAGGAGGCGAAGAAGGGCAAGCGCAAGUCCAAGGCGGCUGACACCGAUGUCGAGAUGGAAGAUGCCGACGACUCCAAGAAGACGAAGUCCGCUUCCAAGAAGCGCAAGAAGGACGCCGAUACCGACGGGGAGGCCGAAAAGCCUGCCAAAACCCCCAAGAGCAACACGAAGUUGAAAUUGACCACCCCGAAGGCACCCGCAGAGGAGAAAAAGACCCCUGUUAGCAAGCGAAAGGCACCCGCCAAGAGGGGCAAGGCCGCCGCGGCCAGCGACGAUGAUACCAGCGCCGAUGCCAAGGAAUCCGAGAAGCCCGUUGACCCUGAGGAACUCAAGAAGAAGAAGGAGAAAGAGAGUAUGCUUUCCCCCCUCUCCAAUCCCCCCGAUGACCCCCAGGACGACCCGGAUCGCUUAUACCUCUCAGUUCUUUUCCUUCGUCACAAGCUCCAGAAGGGUUUCAUUUCCCGUGAAACACCCCCCGCGGAAGAUGAAAUGGCCAGCAUGGCCACGUACUUUGAUAAGCUCGAGAAGCACGCUGAUCUGGAAGUCUCCAUCAUCCGAUCAACCAAGAUCAACAAGGUCCUGAAGAUGAUCGUGAAACUCAACACCAUUCCCCGCGACGAAGAGUUCAACAUCCGCUCCCGCGCCAUGAACAUCUUGUCCAGCUGGAAGAAUGUUCUGGAUGCGGAUACCCCUGGCCCUGCUGACAAGAGUGACAAGCCCGCCGCGAAUGGAUCCAAGGAGGAUGACGGUGCCGAGACACCCAAGCUCGAGACGGAGGAAGAGAAGGAGCCCGAGUCUAAGUCGGUCAAGGAUGAGGUCGACUCACCAAUGCCCGACGCCGACGCCGAGAAGGCCCCAGAGCCCGAGAAGGAAGCUGAUGGUGAGAAGCCGGCCGAGCCAUCGACAGAGGACACCGAGAAGCCUACUGAGCCUACUGCGCCCGAGGAGAAACCGGCCGAGGAGUCGGUCGAAGAGAAGGCCGAAGCCACUGCUUAA